Molecule: messenger RNA, 1281 nt
Organism: Spirodela intermedia
Lineage: Eukaryota; Viridiplantae; Streptophyta; Magnoliopsida; Alismatales; Araceae
Source: the annotation of a GenBank genome assembly
AUGGCCGUAAAGGGGACCUGGACCUCCAUCGUCCGCCUCAUCGUUCUUCCCUGCCGCCGCCCCCAAAACCCUAACCCUAGCCUCCUUGGCCCUGGCCCUAGCUGUGCUCCACCCUUCUGCCUCCAAUGGAGACGUUCCGUAUGGUCGAUGAAGAAGGACCCCGCGCUGGAGAAGGCGCUCUCCCGCAACCGCCGCUGGAUCGUGAACAACCAGAUCAAGAACGUCCUGCUCCGGAGCCCUGGCCGUGUCGCCACAGUGCAGUCCCUCCAGAAGAGAUUCAAGACGCUCGAUCUACAGGGGCGGGCGCUCAACUGGCUCCACAAGUAUCCCUGCUGCUUUGAGACCUUCGUCGAUCCCGCCGGGAGCGGGGAGACGCUCUACGGUUUCUCCAAGCGCAUGGCCGCCCUCGUCGACGAGGAGGAGGUCACCAGAGAGGCGGCGGAGAUGGACAUGGCGCGGCGGCUCGCGAAGGUCCUGAUGCUCGUCCGCGAUCACCGGCUGAACGUGGUCAAGCUCAACGAGCUGAAGCGGAGCUUCGGACUGCCGGACGACUACGUCUUGAGGAUCGUUCUCAAGUACUCGGACGUCUUCCGGAUCGUGAAUGGAAGCGGGAGGAGGAACUCGAUGGAGAUCGAGCUCCUCCGGUGGGACGCCGAUCUGGCGGUCUCCGCCGUGGAGGCCAUGGCCGCGGAGCGGAAGACCCCGCCCCUCUUCCUCUGCUCGCUGCCGUCGACCUGGAUCAAAUCUCGAGCGAGUUUCGACGCCUUCAACGAAGGUACGCCCUACGCAUCGCCCUACUCGGCGGAGCAGAUGGAAUCGGAGAAGCGAGCUGUCGGAAUGGUCCACGAGCUGCUAUCCCUUACCCUGUGGAAGAAGCUGUCGAUCGUCAAGUUGGGGCACUUCAGGAGGGAGUUCUCCCUGCCGGAGAGGCUGGGGAGCCUGCUUCUCCGGCAUCCCUGCAUCUUCUACGUCUCCAACCGGUACAAGAUCUACACCGCGCUCCUCAGGGAAGGAUACGACGGAUCGGAGCUCGUGGACAAGCAUCCCCUGGUGGUCGCCAAGGAGAAGCUGGGGGAGCUGAUGCAGGAAGGGCUGCACGAGUACAACAGGAGACGGCACCUGGCGAAUCUGGAGAAGAAGAGGAACAAGGGGGAUAUCGCCCCGCUGAGGGUGGGGAAGGGGACCUCACGAGACGGGGAGGAAACCGUGGAGCCCUCUAGGGUUUACCAGUCGGAAGAAAGACGGAGGUUCUACAAGGCUCUGUUCGAUGACCCCCCCUGA